AUGCAAUUGCCGCCGCCGGCCGCCGGCAAGGAGGCGGGCGAGGCGCAGGGCGGCCCUGCGCAGCCCGACCCGGCCUCCAUGACCCCGCAGGAACAGCAGCAAUACUGGUAUCAGCAGCACCUGCUUAGCCUGCAGCAGAGGGCAAAAGCCCAUGCUCAGGGGCAGCAGCAGAUGAAAGGUCCGGGAGCGGGCAAGGACACAUCUGAGCAGAGAAAGUCUGAAGAAGGGAAAAUGAGUGCUUCAACUCCGCAGUCUGAGCCUCCUCCACUAAGCGAGUCUCUGCCUCCAUCUUCCAAAGAGGAUGAGUCUUCUCUUACCUCCACUGAAACCCAGCUCAAUAUUGAACCUCCUGAUGACCCUGAGGAAGAUUUGAGAUUGCAGCAGUUGCAAGCAGCAGCAGCUCAGUGGCAGCAGCAUCCCCAUCACCGAGUUGGAUUUCAGUAUCAGAGAAUAAUGCAGAAGCAUGCCCAGCUGCAGCAGAUAGUACAACAGUAUCAACAGAUUAUGCAACAGCCUCCACACUUACAGACUAUGUCAGUGGACAUGCAGCUGCGACAUUAUGAGGGACAGCAGAAACAGUUCCAGCAGCUUCACAAAGAUUGGGAGCGAUCGAUGAACCAACAGUGGCAGCAUCAGCUUCAGACCUACCCUCACAAAGACCAGCUCCAGGAGUAUGAAAAACAGUGGAAAGCGUGGGAUGAGCAGAUGAAGGUGACUCAGUCUCAUCUGCAGGAGAAAGUGAACUCGCUCCAAAACCUGAAGACUCAGUACCCUGCAAAUGUUUCGCUGCCACCUCCAUUUGUUCCAUAUUCUCAAACUGCUCAAGGUGGCAUUCCUAUUAUGCCUCCAACCUUACCUUCAACGACACCACCACUGGUUCCCCCACCUCUCUCUUCUGGGCCUCAGAUGUCUAAUUCCUCUGUUCCUUCAGGAUCCAGUUCUCAAAGCAGUCAAUCUACUGAGACACCUAGGCCAGCGCUGCUUCCCACCCCUGGUACCUAUGCAUCAAAAAUAGCUAGUUCACCUGUAUAUUCAUCUUACCAUUCUCAAGUAAGUUCAUCUUUUGGCUCUUCAGACCAUGGGAAKUCUCAAGUUCACCAUAGUAAGCAAACUGUCUCUAUUUCAUCUGAGCAAGGAUCUGUGGAACUGAAAACCUCUUCUAUGUCUUCAACACAUGCAUCUACCAUGCAGGAUAAACCAGUGAGAUCAGGUGGAUUGCUUCCAGACCCUCCCAGAGGGGCACGUUUUGAAGGCCCCAGAGGUCCUAGGUUUGAUGGACCUCGAGGAAGAGGGUAUGAUAAAUUCGAAGGCUCCAGGCAGAGGGGGCCUCGUUUUGACUCGCAGCGCUCCGAGGGGUACAGGUCACGUUUCGACAGACAUAACACRGACGGACACUCUUCGAGUAGGUGGGGGCCUGUUCCACGAGGACCAGCAGCACAAUUUUAUACUUCCUCAAAUACAUCCCAUGCACAUGGGUCCCGACCUGGGGGUCCCCGGUGGAGGGGACCCAGGCCUCCUUUUGGACAGCAGCAUUCACAGGCGGACUCGCGAUCGGAAAGCAAAGAGCCUUUCACAGAYAUCGCUGGGAAUCAGCAGGCUCUGCCUCAAGCUCCGUCUGCUCCUGAUACAAAAGGUGCAGGUUGUGCAGAGCCCAGCGAGGACCUGAGCAACAGCGAGCAGGAACCGUGCAAAGCUGAGGUCAAAGAAACUAUUUCAGACCCUCCUAAAAAGUGGACAUGGAGUUCRCAUGAUCCUAACCAGCAAGCAGAAGAGUCCGCGGCGACUGCUUCACCUAUUCAGAACCAGAAGCCAGCAUCCCUUUCUAAUAAUCCCGUAGCUUUGCAGUCAGGUGUUACAAGAGCAGGAGGAGCAGUGACCCCUGUAACAGGAACUCAGGAUUUGAGUUCCACGGACAGCGAGUUGCUCGCUUCAGACAGCGGCCAGGGCCUGCCUGGACCAGAAGGCAGAGGCAAAGGGCAAUAUAUGCAUGAAGACAGAGGCAAGGGCCCGGGAGGCAGAGGCAGAGGGCAGGGCAGGAUGGAUGACGGCCGGGGCAGAGGCUACGGAGACAACCGUGGCUGGGGAAUGGGCCGAGGCAGGGGCAUGGACGGCCGAGGGAUGGGCAGGAUGUACGGAAGCCGGGGAAUGGGCAGGAUGGACGGCGGCUGGGGAAUGGGCAGGAUGGAUGACGGCCGCGGAAGGGGAAUGGGCAGGAUGGACGACGGCCGUGGCAGGGGGUACAUGUACAGGGGAAGAGGCCAGGGCAGGCCCUUCCGUGGCAGGGGCAUGUUCAGGAGAGCAGACAGCAGGGAGAGGAUGCCGGAGAGGCGCUCGGGCAGCAGGGAGAGGAUGCCAGAUGGGCGGUCAGGCAGCCGGGAGAGGGGCCUGGGUGGACGGUCAGACAGCCGGGAGAGGGUCAUGUCCAGCCGAGACCGAGAGCUCCCCGGGCGGCCGGGCAGCCGGGACAGGGGCCGGGCGGGCAGCCGGGAAAGAGGCCCCAUGCGGCGACCGGGCAGCCGGGAGCGGGAGCCCGUGCGGCGGGCGGGGAGCCGGGAGCGGGGCCCCAUGCGGCGGGCGGGCAGCCGGGAACGGGGYCCCGUCAGGCGGUCAGGGAGCCGGGAAAGGGGUCCCGUCAGGCGGGCAGGUAGCCGGGAGAGGGGGCCCAUGAGGCGGGGAGGCAGCCGGGAAAGGGAGGGAGGUCGGGGUGAUGGAAGCAAUACGGAUAAGGCCCUUCACCUGGGAGAUGAUUCAGACAACUUGCCUCCGUACCAUCGAGAGGAUGCRUUCAGGGGUUCUUGGAGUCAGGAAGAUGAGGGAAUGCAGGAGGAAUUUCCUUUGGAUAGUGAAGAUGCUCCUUUGGAGCAUGAACGACUAGAUGAUUGGGGAAGAGAAGAUUACUGGAGAGAGCAGAACUCGGAUUAUCGUGAUGAUUCUGUAGAUCACUACGACAGAGAUGACAGGUUACCMUCCCACCAUUCAGGGCCGCCACUGUCUCCUCUACCACCACUGCCUCCUUUAUCAUCCGAUCAGGACAGGCGAGAUUCAUGGUGGGAUGAAUGGGAAAGGCCAAGGGAACGGGAACUAGAUAGAGAUCUGGACAGGACUGGAAGAUCCUCAGAUGUUUAUGAUCAAGAGGCAAACAGAGAAUGGGAUAGAGACUGGGACAUGAGACAUAGAGAUGACAGAGAAAUGGGGAAUCGUGACAUGGAUAUCCCUCCUAUACCCUCCUUGCCACCUCUUCCACCUCUGGACAGAUACCGUGAAGAUAGAUGGAGGGAUGAUAGGGAUAGGGAUCACUACGACAGAGACCUCCGAGAUAGGGGGGAACUAAGGGUUCGAGAGUACCCAGAGAGAUACGACACGUGGCGGGAGAAGCAGGAAUACCUGCCUGAAAGGACGGACUGGGAGAGAGAGCGAUUGUCCGAGAGAUGGUACCCGGAUGACACGGACAGGCUGCGACCCCUYGAUGAUCAGCUAGACUCGUCCCUUCCUCCCCCUUCGCAUUCCUCUGACAUGCUGGGAACGGAUUCAAACCUGGACUCUGAGCAGUCGCUGGGGGGAGUGAUGGUCCUCAGCCAAAGACAGCAUGAGAUCAUUCUGAAGGCUGCCCAGGAGCUCAAAAUGCUUCGAGAGCAAAAAGAACAGCUACAGAAGUUGAAAGAGUUUGACCCUGACCUUUCAACACAGGACUCUCCUCGACCACAGAACACGAACGCAAGGCCAGGUGCCUUUCAGGAACGCUGGGAUGAGGAUUCCUUCCAUGGACUCUGGGACACAAAUGAGGAUAAAGGAGCUAAUAUGGAGUACGAAUUAUGUAAGCAAGAAUCAAUGAUGCCUCCGUCAGUAUCCUCUCCUGUGAAGGUACCUGCUGCUCACAGCUCUGUUCCAUCAGGUGUACCAGUUUCACUUCCUCCAGUUAUUCCACCAGUUCCUAAACCACCUAUAAUCCAGCAAACCGUGGAUUAUGGCCAUGGGCGGGAUAUAACGACCAGCAAAGUGGAGCAGAUUCCAUAUGGGGAGAGGGUGACUCUGCGUCCAGAACCUCUGCCAGAGAGGCAAACAUUUCAAAAAGACCACCCCAACCAGCGGGAUCGUUACAACAGAGACAGGGAUCGUGAGCCAUAUUUUGAACGUCAAGGUAAUUCAAACACGGAUCACCGGGAUUUCAAGAGAGARCGGGAAUUGCACAGAGACCGUGGCUCUGUGGACUAUGAGCGAGAGAGAUUUGAAAAAGAGCGUCAUCCUCGAGAUGACAGGAUUCUUCCUACUACACCUACAAGGACUCAGUCUUACCGUGACAAGAAAGAUCAUCCCUCSUCCAGGCGAGGUGGUUUUGAAAGACCCCCCUAUGAACGAAAGACAGACCGUCCCGCAUAUGAGCACGGGCCUUCCGUGUUUGGAGGUGAUCGCAGAAAUUACCCUGAGGAAAGGAUUCCUAUUUCUACUCCAUCAAUACCUCGUCAGCCACCACCUGCUCCACGAGUGGAAAAAAAGCCAGAAUCUAAAAAUGUAGAUGAUAUUUUGAAGCCUCCAGGACGAGACAGUAGGCCAGAGAGAAUUGUAAUCAUCAUGAGAGGAUUGCCUGGCAGUGGAAAGACACAUGUAGCAAAACUCAUCCGGGAUAAGGAAGUAGAGUGUGGAGGACCUGCACCAAGAGUGCUCAGCUUGGAUGACUACUUCAUCACUGAAGUAGAAAAAGAAGAGAGAGACCCAGAUACAGGGAAAAAAGUGAAAAAGAAGGUGAUGGAGUAUGAGUAUGAAGCUGAAAUGGAAGAGACCUACCGUACCAGUAUGUUCAAAACUUUCAAAAAGACCUUGGAUGAUGGCUUUUUCCCCUUCAUUAUCCUUGACGCUAUCAAUGACAGAGUGCGACACUUUGAGCAGUUUUGGAGUGCAGCAAAAACUAAAGGUUUUGAGGUGUACUUAGCUGAAAUGAGUGCAGAUAACCAGACCUGUUCCAAGAGGAAUAUUCAUGGACGCAAGUUAAAGGAAAUUAACAGGAUGUCUGAUCACUGGGAGGCAGCACCGCGUCACAUGAUGCGCCUGGACAUUCGAUCUCUGUUGCAAGAUGCUGCUAUUGAAGAGGUGGAGAUGGAGGAUUUUGAUGCAAAUAUUGAAGACCAGAAAGAGGAAGGCAAAAAGGAUACAACAGAGGAAGAAGAGAGUGAACUGGGUUACAUUCCGAAAAGCAAAUGGGAGAUGGACACUUCUGAGGCAAAGCUAGACAAGCUGGAUGGUUUGCGGACUGGCGCUAAAAGGAAGCGUGACUGGGAAGCAAUUGCCAGCAGAAUGGAAGAUUACCUACAGCUUCCAGAUGACUAUGAUACACGUGCUUCUGAACCUGGAAAGAAGAGGGUGCGCUGGGCAGAUCUAGAAGAAAAGAAAGAUGCAGACAGGAAAAGGGCCAUUGGUUUUGUGGUUGGACAAACGGAUUGGGAGAAAAUAACAGAUGAAAGUGGUCAUCUGGCCGAGAGAGCUCUCAAUCGCACCAAGUAUAUAUGAAAAAGUGCUUAAAUGGAUUUUUUUGUGCCUUUUAAGGCCAUUUGCUCUGAGGAGAAGUGAACCAAGGUGUCAUGAGCAUCUUGCAUGGGUCAUGUCACUCCCACUUUCACGGUUUUUGUUUCUGUUGUUACUUUAGUUUCAGCAGUUUUCUUG
This is a messenger RNA of Nothoprocta perdicaria, 5655 nucleotides long. RefSeq names its product YLP motif containing 1 (gene YLPM1). The coding region runs from base 1 to 5502 and encodes 1833 amino acids. Gene Ontology annotation, biological process: regulation of telomere maintenance. The record is from RefSeq and is a predicted model, not a curated record. The transcript has 22 exons. Gene Ontology annotation, cellular component: nucleus. Lineage: Eukaryota; Metazoa; Chordata; Aves; Tinamiformes; Tinamidae.